AAUUAAUAACAAAAAAAGUAUAUUGAAAUAAUUGAAUAAACAAAUACAAUCAACUAUAAUAAGGAUUAUUAUUUAGGUUUUUUUACAGGCCAAAUUGUACAUAAAAACAGACUAUUAAUAUAAAUAUUUAUUUUAUAUCAUUGCUUUCUAGCAACUAUGAGCGCAAUUUAUAACAAAUCUAAGAAUUACAAUAAGAAAUUAAGUCCAUAUAUGUACUUAAUUCAUGAUAACUUAAAAAAAGAAGAAUUAGUUCACAAAUAUCAAAACUUUAUUUCUGAUUAGCACAACUAAGUUUUAGGAUUGAGAGGAGCUAGAGCUAAAAGUAAUUAUGUAAGUAAAUAAGCACCUAAACUACCAUUUGAACCUCAUUACAAUCAUGAAGUCAAUAGAAGCGGUGAAAAGGAUUAUUUACUAAUGCAUAAAAAUAGGUCUGUAGGGAAUAAUUAAUUCAAUCUUACAAAUAAUAAUGAAGAGUUUGAAUAGUCUAGUGUUAUGAAAUACAAUACUCACUAGGACAUAACUCCUGAGAGAGGAAAUUCACUAAUGAAUGAUAAUUAUGAAUCAACAGUUAAGAAAGCUGCUCGAGUGUAUUCAAAUUCUCCAGGCGGAACAGCAAAAAAAAACUCCAUCAAGAAGAAGACUAUGGGAACUUCUAUAAAAGCCAGAUAUGAAAAACUUAGAGAUAUUCUAGAAGAAAGAAAUGAAGAGUUAGAGAAAGAAAGAUUAAUAUUUUUAGGAUGUAUUCAAAAAAUUAAAGAGUUAAGAAUAAAAUACUUUGGUGAAAGCGAAGCUUAUUUUAUAGACCCAAAUGAAAAUUCUAAGAAUUCAUUUGACAAAGAGUACUGUGCCUUAGAAUUAUGUAUUGAGCAAUAUAUGUAAAAAAAUUAAGAUGUAAAUAAAUCGAUGCAAGAAUUUGAACUCAAGGUUGUUUAGUAAGAAAAGCAAAAAAAUCAAUCUACAUUGUCCGAGCUUUAAAAAGAGAAAGAAGGUUUUUAACUAAAAAUGCUCGAGAAGGAGAAGGUUAUUUAGGAAUUACAUAAAGCUUUAAAAGUUUCAGAUGCUGAUGUUUAAUCACUUUCAAAAGAAAUUCACUCAUUAUAGUACAAAUUAAAGGAGGCUUAAUAGCUAAAUGAUCAAUAACAGGAGUAAAAUAGAAAAAUGUAAAAGAGGAUGAAAGAAUUAAAGAAAAUAGAAGAAUAUGGGACUACUAAUUUAUUAGUAUAGUAAGAGAUUGAUAAUUUAAAAUCAUAAAAAUCUGAUUUUGAAAGAAAAUAUUAUGAGCUAAAACAUAAAGUUGGAGAUAUUUCAAAACUAAAAGAAGAUAAUAUUAAUUUAAAAUUAGAAUUAGAUCAUAGAAUUAAAGAUCUCACUAUUGAAAAUGAGAAGAUAACUAGAGAGUAUUAAAUUUUAAUCAAAGAAUAUAAAAUAACCAAGGCGAAAUAAAAGUAGUUAGAAGAAGAGGCCAUUAAAAAUGGAACUAAUGCAUAGGCUUUAUAAGAAACUUAGUAAAAAAUAUCUGCUCAAGUUUAAAAAGAUUUAGAAAUAGAAAAAUAAUACUAUGAAAAUAAAAUAGCUAAUUUGAGAAAAGAAAAUGAAUAAUUAUAAGAAGAAGUUGAUGCAGUAAAAAAAAAACAAAGAGAUUUGGCAAGUGUUACAUAUACUAAAGAAGAUUUUGAAAGGAUGGCUACUGAUAACUCAAAGAGAAUUUAAGAACUUGAAGAUAAAAUUAACGAUCUUACCACAAAAAAUAAGAAACUUGCCAUGGAUACUUAGUCUCUAGAAAAACUAAAAAGUGAUAUUGAUAAUCUUAAAAAGCUCUAUGAGUAAGAAAAAAGCUGUAACAAAGAGUUGAAAUAAAAAAUUGACAUUUAAGAGAAAGCAUAUAAUGAAUUUUAGUAUCAAUAAAAAGUAAUAUAGGAAAAUUUAAGGGUUUAACUGGAUCAAACGCAGAACUAAAUUGAAUCAUUUAAACAUUAAAAAUCUAUUUAAAAAUAAUCAAUUUGCAAUGAUGAUAAUGAAGACAAAGAUAAUAGAUCUUAGUAAAAUUAGAGCUUUGUGUCUAAUAAUCAGUAAAAUAAGGUGAGAAGAAGUAGUUAAUAAAGCAAAACAGAAGAGGAUUAAAUAAUACAAAAUUAAAAUAAUGUAAUAAAUAAAAAAAUAAGCCAAUAAAAAGAAGAGAGUUCAUCUGUAAAAAGCGACUAAAUCCAAUAAAAUAUUGUUAUAAUUCAAAAAUAGAUGAGUAAUUAAGAUAAGAAAGAAGAAAAUAGCAGAAAUUCUGUAAAUAUAAAAUUAAAUAACUAAGAAAAUAGCAAAGAAUAUAUGAAUGGAGAUGUAAUUAUACCUCCUUCUUCAAACAAAAGGCUAAGAAGCAUCUCAUAAACAUCUCAUUACAGCAAUCAAACUAAAGAAUAAUAGUCAAAUAAAAUAAAUAUUUAACAAAAAGAUAUAACUUGUUAAUAGCUCUUGAAUGACAGCAAAGUAAACCUUUCUUAAAAAUCAAGGAAUAUUUAGUAGUAAGUAUAAGAAGAGUAAAAAGCAGCAAGUAUUUUAUCUCAUAAAUAAUCUGCUUAAUCUAAUAAUUCUGCUUUAAAGGCUAACAAAAAUAACAACAGUGAUCCGAUAUCACCUAUUAAUAACGAAUAAAAACAAAUAAAAAUAUUUGUUAACACAGAUUAAACUCAUAGUAGGCCUAAAUAAAGGGCUAGAUCUUAAAUGUCUCAUUAUUCUAGAGAAGACUAAAAAAUUGUAGAAUUUGAUGGGUUAUCUGAAAGUAGCCAACAAUACUCAAAGCUUGAAAAAGAGGAAAUUAUAUCCAAAUAGAAGCUUUUAUAAGAAAAACUUGAAAGAAAUAAUAACAAGAAUCAAAAUAAUAGAAGAUCAUUUUUGACUCAACCUGAUCAAGAAGUUAAGAAGAAACAUUGA
Messenger RNA from Tetrahymena thermophila SB210, 2922 nucleotides. RefSeq lists its product as hypothetical. The record is from RefSeq and is a predicted model, not a curated record. The transcript is spliced from 10 exons. Lineage: Eukaryota; Ciliophora; Oligohymenophorea; Hymenostomatida; Tetrahymenidae.